Molecule: messenger RNA, 1362 nt
Organism: Drosophila montana
Lineage: Eukaryota; Metazoa; Arthropoda; Insecta; Diptera; Drosophilidae
Gene: Mpi
Product: mannose phosphate isomerase
Exons: 2
Coding region: 105-1295 (396 amino acids)
Biological process (GO): carbohydrate metabolic process; GDP-mannose biosynthetic process
Cellular component (GO): cytosol
Molecular function (GO): zinc ion binding; mannose-6-phosphate isomerase activity
Source: RefSeq, a predicted model, not a curated record
UAACCACCCACUCAAACAGCUGUCUAAAUCAUAUGUUUAUUUUCUUAUCACCUUCAGGUUGACCCUAGUUGGGCAGUAAAAGUUUUUUCGCAAACGGUAACGAAAUGGAACUGGCUGGCUGGGUGAAAAACUAUGAAUGGGGUAAACGUGGCAUUAAUUCGGCUGUGGCCCAAAUGGCAAUGGCCAACGAUCCAGACUUUGUCCUGAACGAGAAUGAAACAUAUGCCGAAAUGUGGAUGGGCACCCAUUUUUGUGGUGUUUCCAUUGUCAAGGAGACUGGGGAAACUCUUGACCGUGUUCUUAAGAAGGAUCUGCCAUAUCUGUUCAAGGUGCUGAGCAUUAAAAAAGCACUCAGCAUACAAGUGCAUCCAAAUAAAUGCGAAGCAGAGCGUCUGCACAAGGAGAGACCACUUAUUUAUAAGGACGAUAAUCAUAAGCCAGAGCUGAGCAUAGCCCUAACACCGUUCCUAGCGCUAGUGGGAUUCCAGCCAGUCGAAGAUAUAAUCGACAAUAUUGAUGAGUUCCAACCGUUAUCCAAGCUCAUCGGCAAAGACGCUGUCCAUGCGCUUCACCAGAAUCGAAACGCUGAGGGCGUAAAGGAAUGCUACGAGAUCUUAAUGAAAUCGGAUGAAACUGUCGUUGCCAAUUGCGUCAAGGAGAUAGCCAAAAAUUACAAAAAAGAGCUCAAGCAGGAUGGAUUGCUGGAAAUAUUCAACACAGUGAAUGGGGAUUUUCCUGGUGACGUGGGUGUACUGUCUCUAUUCUUUCUGAAUCUGGUGCGUCUGCAACCUGGUCAGGCCAUUUACUUGGGCGCCAACGAGAUUCAUGCAUAUUUGGAUGGUGAUUGUGUCGAAUGCAUGGCCUGUUCUGAUAAUGUUAUUCGUGCCGGACUUACGCCCAAAUACAAAGAUGUGGAGCAGCUUAUUGCCUCUGUAAUAUUUGAGGGCAAACCCGCGAGCUGCAAGCUCUUUAUGCCGUAUCGCAUCGAUGAUACCGUACAGGUGUUCGUUCCACCUGUUGACGACUUCGCUGUGAUGCAUGUGGCCAUAAAACACACUGUAGACACAUACAAACUGCAGAUACAGCCAUAUGGGUCCAUAAUGUUGACAUUGGCAGGUGUCCGCACCUUGAAGCUAAACACCAAGCAGGGUCCCAAAGAAAUUACCGUUACGCGCGGAAGCGUCGUCUACAUUCCAGUUGAGGCAGCGCCCGAAAUUGAAUUCAUGCAUGCCGAAGACUGCGGAGAUGAUUUUACCGCUUACAUCGCAACAUAUAAUUAUUUUAGGCGUGCCUAGAGUGUAAAUUUGUAGAGCCCUUCAAAAUUUGAAAUAAAUGAAACACGUUUCUUUCGUGACGAAUUAA